Molecule: messenger RNA, 1575 nt
Organism: Magallana angulata
Lineage: Eukaryota; Metazoa; Mollusca; Bivalvia; Ostreida; Ostreidae
Exons: 8
Coding region: 219-1169 (316 amino acids)
Molecular function (GO): protein binding
Source: RefSeq, a predicted model, not a curated record
UGUUCUCCAACCUCGCCUCGUAUCCGCGCGCGAUUGUUCCGUGGUUUCUCCUUAAUCUCGCCAACGCUUCAAUUUGCACAUCCCUUGGUCUCCGUAUAUAUACUAAAUAUUUAUCUACAUCGACGCUAUUCAUUAUCAGCUCGUAAUAUUGACACUCUACAUAAAUGGAAAAGUGAAAUUUAUUUACUGAAAAAAGAUACUAGAAAAGUAGGAAAAAAAUGGCCAUUUGUAAGUCUUUUUCUAGUAUCAAAAUUACUGAUGCUUGCAAUGAAGAGAAGCAAACUACGAAAUCGUCAAGGUUUCCAAAAGCGAGUGCAGCGUUCUGUGUGAUUUGCUUAGGGAUCUGUGCUUUUAUUCUUGUUUUAUAUGUUAAGACGACAUACCAGCUACAGAACUUGAUGGAGCAAGUCAGCAAUCUCAGCACACGGUUACAGAAUGCUGAAAAGUACCAAUGGAACAACACGGACGCUUUACUUUCUUUUGAAAGAAUGCUUAAUGAAACAAAGAGCGCCAGGGCCAUUGACUACCACGACAAUACACAAAUUAACAGAGGAGGACACGGAUUAAAAAGGUUUUUGUCAGGAUUUUCAAAUAUGGAACUUUUAAGUAAAAACCUUGAUUCUGGGGUGACCGCUGUUCACUACAUUCCACAUGAGUACAAAGACAUAUCCCAAUAUAACAACAUCAAAUGCUCAGGUUCCUGUUGUCAUGUCUGGUCUGGAACCUUCUGUGCAAACCAAACGUUUUUGCUGAAUGAUCCUUUACACGGGGUCCAGUUCUUCACUUCGUCGCCGUGGAUGACGUCACAGCACAUCGAGGAAGUGGAGCCUUUGGUACAGAAUCAGACAGAUACAAGCUCAUUCUCUGUCACUAAGUCAGGUCUCCAUCUCCUGUAUCUGAACAUUCUGGUACAAGCCACUAAAUCCUCACACGACAUUGCCAUCUACAUUGACGGCACCAGGAAGCUGGACUGCCGUGAGAGCUUGGAUUAUGUUAGGUCGGACCCUUCCAACCCGUACAUGUUCUCCAAAGGCAAAACUUGCAGUGUGUCAGGGGUGUUCUUUCUACAACGGAGUAGUGAUCUCUCCAUCCGAAUCCUCACAUCUCAGACUGCAGUCAUUCUGAAACCUGAAAAUACCAACUUUGGUGCAAUAUUACUCAAGACAUGAAGCAAACGCCUUAGUUUGCUUGUAAAAUAUAACAUAAUUUGUUUAUUGAUUGUGUCAAUAAAAAACUCUUGCUUAUGAAAUAAAACUUGGAAAAACAAUUUUUCUGAAAUAAACUAAAUAAACUUUCAGCACGGUGUACUUAAUAUAUAGGUUUUAUUCGAAUAAUACAAAAUUUACAACGGUACUGUGUAAUGCAUGUGUAUCUAAGCGCCUAAAUAUGCACAUCUUUGCAAAAUCAAUGUUUGCUAUUUCAUUUCUCUUAAUGUUUCACCUGUACAGGUAUAUAACUCCUGCCUAUUUAUGUGUAUUGACGUAGGUAUAUUUAAAUUCACGGGAUCACAACGAUGCGUACGUUUGUAGUGCAUGUUUAUCAAAAUAUGUAAAUAUUGUUAUCAUAAAUACACUC